GCCUUAAUACCCUACCCUAUAAUAGCAAUAUCGUAUUUUAGACUAUGUUCCAAAAAAUCAACAUUCUCAUUUUUUUUGAAUUCUUAAUGGAUUUUACCUUCUCCAGGUAUUCCAGGUUCGCCUUAUCGUACCCUGAAUCGAUUUUUCAAAUAAGAUUUUGUCUACUUAGACAGUUGUACCGGCUACCUCUAUUUGAGUCGAUCAAACUCUAUUUACUAAUUAAUAAAUUAAUUUUGAGAUAUAUUCAAAACGGUUAAUUUCACAUUUUUUUUUGUAUCCUUUUUUUAUUUUCUUCUGUAUACUUUUAAAUUAAGGUUUUAAACUGAUUCAAAUUUAUCCAUAUUAACCAAGCCGAAACAGGUUUUUAUAAGUUUUUUAUUUAAUAUAGUAUCAACGGAUGGACAUGGCCUAUAGCAUGUUUACCGGUUUUGGUUCAUCGUAUCAUUUUAAUAAAAUAAUAACGAAGGCCUUCUCCAGUUAGAAAAGUUGUUUCGUGCGGUCCACAGUGUAGAUUGUAUACAAUAAUGGACGAUACGGAAGAAUCCAGUGGGAUUAAAUUAAAUAAAACAAAAGAGAAAUACACAUUAAAAGAUGAAACAAAUAAACAUGAAAUGGAAUCACUACUUGUGGAUAAAAGUGAUCCAAUAAAAAUAACGCCCGCAAGUAAAUCUGAAGAUGCCGAGGAGGAUACAAAGCAAGACAUACCUAGCAUAUCUUUUUUUGCCUUGUUCCGCUUUGCGAGCAUAAAAGACAAGAUCUACAUAACCAUUGCAAUCCUAAGCUCAAUUAUAUGCGGUUGUACAACGCCGCUGUGCGUAUUACUGUUUUCAUAUUUAUCCCAAAAUAUGGUCUUAUAUGGGAUAUCGUUGAAAGAAGGAACGCCAGACGAUGAAGCAUUCUAUAAAGCACUUUUCUAUUAUGCAAUCAUUAACUCCCUUGUUGCUGUGACUUUCGUAUUUUUCACAUAUGUCGCAACUGUUCUUAUGAACAUCGCAGCAUAUAAUCAGGUAUACCGCAUGCGACAAGAAUAUUUUAAGGCAGUCUUAAAUCAAGACUUUGGAUAUUUCGAUACACAUCAAAUGGGUGAUUUCGCAGAGAAGAUGACAAGCGAUGCUAUGAAAGUUGAGGACGGAAUAGGUGAAAAAGUAGCUACAAGUAUUUAUUAUUUCACAGGCUCUAUUAGUACAUUUCUAAUGGCAUUAUAUUUAGGCUGGAAACUAGCCUUAUUAUGUUUAAUAUCAUUCCCUGUACAAUAUGCCGUACUUGGGUUAUCAGGUUGGAUAUCUGCCAAAUUGUCCAUUAAAGAAACUGAAGCCACAGGAAAAGCCGGUGCUGUAGCCGAAGAAGUUCUAUCGUCUAUCCGAACAGUGUACGCAUUUAGCGGACAACAAAAAGAAAUGGAAAGAUAUGAAAGUCACUUGAAACACAUUCGAAAAAUUAACAUAACAAAAGGUUUCUACAAUGCUUUAACUAUGGGAAUAUUGUUUCUGUGCAUCUUCUCCUCAUACGCUCUCGCGUUCUGGUUCGGAUACGUUCUUAUUGUGAAUGAUCCUGAAACAUAUGAUGUGUCUACUAUGCUCUCUGUUUUCUUGGGCGUGCUAAUGGCAUCCGAGAAUUUCGCAGUAUUACAAACUCUCGUUGUAGUAUUUGGGGUUGCCACCGGUGCGGGUGCACAAAUUUUCAAUUUAAUAGAUAAUGUACCUACUAUUAAUCCAUUGAAAAAUGUAGGUGUAACACCUAAAAGCUGUGACGGAAAUAUUGAAUUUAAAAACGUCGUAUUCAACUACCCUUCGAAACCCGAUGUACCAGUUUUAAAAGGAAUAAAUAUGAAGGUGAAUCACGGCCAGACAGCGGCGCUGGUAGGACACUCCGGAUGCGGCAAAUCUACUGUCGUACAACUCAUAUCACGAUACUAUGAUGUUAUCAAUGGAACAGUUACCGUAGACGGUAAUGAUGUCCGUGACCUAUCUGUACGCUGGCUGCGCGAUCAAAUCGGUCUGGUGAGCCAGGAGCCUGUACUAUUCAAUACUACAAUUCGAGAGAAUAUCCGCUAUGGAAGAGAAGACGCUACCGAAGCGGAAAUCGAAGCCUGCGCGAGACAAGCCAACGCGCAUCACUUUAUCACAAAGUUGCCUAAGGGAUAUGACACAGUUGUAGGCGAGCGUGGAGCAUCCUUAUCAGGUGGACAGAAACAACGUGUCGCUAUAGCGCGCGCUCUCAUACGUAAUCCACGCAUACUGCUCCUCGAUGAAGCAACCAGCGCACUUGAUAUUUCUUCUGAAGCAAAGGUUCAAAAAGCAUUAGACAAGGCACAAGAAAACCGCACGACUAUUAUAGUAGCUCAUAGAUUAUCAACAAUACGACAUGCUGAUAUCAUAUACGUAUUCAAAAACGGGGAAAUCGUUGAAUCGGGAAGCCAUGAUGACUUGAUGAAAAAGAAAGGACAAUACUACGAUAUGGUGAUGAUACAAAUAUCUAACACAGGUCUUGAAGCUUAUGAUAAACCAAACAUUACUCGUCAACAAUCAGAAGCAGACGAUACCGAUGACGAAGACGAUAUCAAGAAUGCCCAAAUUAUAGAAGAUACGGAACCAGAAGAAAUUGAACAGGAUACAUCUUUUUGGGAGAUAGUACGACUGAACGGUCCAGAAUGGAAGUCUGUGACUUUAGCUAGUAUCUCUUCAUUAUUUAGUGGUUUCGCUAUGCCAAUGUUUGGAGUGAUAAUCGGCGACUACAUAGGGGUAUUUUCUAACACCGAUAAAGAUGAGAUGCUGUAUGAAGUGCGUAGACUUGUAUUCACGUUUAUCAUCAUAGGACUACUUUCUGGAAUCGCCAAUUUUAUCACGAUACACUUCUACGGAGUUGCUGGAGAGUAUUUGACAGAAAGGCUACGGAAACGAAUGUUCGGAACCCUUUUGCAGCAAGAUGUAGCCUAUUACGAUGACAAAAACAAUUCCACCGGUGCACUUUGCGCCCGGUUAGCUGGAGAAGCAGCUGCAGUGCAAGCAGCUACUGGACAACGCAUAGGUACACUGCUGCAAGCAGCAGGCACGUUAGUACUCGCUCUAGUGAUCUCAUUUUAUUAUGAAUAUCGUGUAGGACUAGUUGCACUUGUUUUUGUGCCUUUAAUAGCAGGUGUUUUCUAUAAAGAACGUCAGAUGGCAGGUGCUGAAUCUACUGGUACAGCAAAGGCUAUGGAAGCUAGCUCAAAGUUGGCUCUAGACGCAAUAUCAAACGUGCGUACGGUAGCAUCUCUUGGGAAGGAGAGAAUGUUUUUGAAUUGUUACUCUAUACUACUUCUACCUGGCCUACAAAUUGCUAAACGAGCAUCACAUUGGCGUGGUCUAGUGUUUGGUCUCUCCCGAGGUCUCAUGAAUUUCACCAAUGCCAUAGCUUUAUAUUAUGGUGGAACGCUAAUCGUAAAUGAGCACAUAGAUUAUGCAAUCGUAAUGAAAGCGGCACAAGCAAUACUUAUAAGCGCUAGUACUGCAGCACAGGCUUUUGCCUUUGCACCAAACUUCCAUAAAGGAAUAAAAGCAGCAGGACGUGUCGUAGUAUUACUCAAUCUUAAGUCAAAAAUCACAGACCCAGCAGAACCUGUUAAAGAAUUUGAAGAGAAUGGCACGGCACAAUUAAAGAACAUACAUUUUAAAUAUCCAUCUAGACCUGACGUAAAAGUAUUAAAUAAUUUGGAUCUCGAUAUUAAUAAGGGUAAAACUAUAGCGUUGGUCGGUGCUAGUGGAUGUGGCAAAAGCACAAUUAUACAACUACUAGAACGAUUCUACGAUCCAGAUAUGGGAGUUGUUAUACAAAAUGGCAUACCUAUUCAAAAAUUAACCCUAGCAGAUGCGAGAAAAACGAUAGGCUUCGUCCAACAAGAACCGAUAUUGUUUGACCGAACCAUCGGGGAAAACAUUGCGUACGGGGACAAUUCGCGACAACCAAGUAUGGAUGAAAUCAUAGAAGCUGCCAAACAAGCAAAUAUACACAACUUCAUUAUAUCAUUGCCUUCAGGUUACGACACAAAUGUAGGAUCAAAAGGCACGCAGUUAUCCGGUGGUCAAAAGCAGCGUGUAGCUAUAGCGAGAGCAUUGAUAAGGCACCCAAAGAUUCUAAUACUUGACGAGGCUACCAGCGCUCUUGACACAGAGAGUGAAAAGGUGGUGCAGGAUGCGCUAUCGGCGGCGAGCGCGGGCCGCACAUGCGUGACGAUCGCGCACCGGCUGAGCACCGUGCGCGACGCGCACCGCAUCUGCGUACUCAGCGACGGACGCGUACUAGAAGCCGGCACGCACGACCACCUCAUGCGGCUCAAGGGGAUCUACUACGAACUAAACAACGCAGCUUAACAAAAAAUAUUUU
This is a messenger RNA of Galleria mellonella (greater wax moth), 4362 nucleotides long. RefSeq names its product ATP-dependent translocase ABCB1-like. NCBI's taxonomy places the organism in Eukaryota, Metazoa, Arthropoda, Insecta, Lepidoptera, Pyralidae. The coding region runs from base 525 to 4349 and encodes 1274 amino acids. The transcript has 23 exons. Gene Ontology annotation, molecular function: ATP binding; ATP hydrolysis activity; ABC-type transporter activity. Gene Ontology annotation, biological process: transmembrane transport. Gene Ontology annotation, cellular component: membrane. The record is from RefSeq and is a predicted model, not a curated record.